Penicillium diatomitis is the source of this 2655-nucleotide messenger RNA. Its product is annotated as peptide alpha-N-acetyltransferase complex A subunit NAT1. Gene Ontology annotation, cellular component: cytoplasm; NatA complex. Lineage: Eukaryota; Fungi; Ascomycota; Eurotiomycetes; Eurotiales; Aspergillaceae. The annotation marks the transcript as partial. The record is from RefSeq and is a predicted model, not a curated record. Gene Ontology annotation, biological process: N-terminal peptidyl-methionine acetylation. The transcript is spliced from 2 exons. Gene Ontology annotation, molecular function: protein binding; protein-N-terminal amino-acid acetyltransferase activity.
CGGACUCGGAGCAGCCGCUCCCCGCACACUUUGAUUCCUCCUUCGCACCAGUCAAUUCCUUUGCUUCCCAGCAGCGUCGCCCACCAUGCCGCAAGCAUUGAGCUCCAAGGACCAAGCCUUGUUCCGUCAAGUAGUUCGGAACUUCGAGCAGAAGCAAUACAAGAAAGGUUCAGAUACAUUCCCUUCGCCUACCCCGCCUCAAAGGGUCCCGAGCUGUCCACUAACUGCCUUUUCAUUGCGGUAGGCCUCAAGACGGCAGAGCAGGUCCUCAAGAAAAAUCCAACUCAUGCCGAUACGCAGGCGAUGAAGGCUCUCAUUCUGAGCCACAUGGGUCAGUUGGAAGAGGCCUUUACGCUAGCCAAGGAGGCUCUGCGCAUCGACAUGAAGUCGCACAUUUGCUGGCACGUUUACGGGCUCCUGUAUCGGCAAGAAAAGAACUAUGAGGAGGCGAUCAAGGCCUACCGAUUCGCUUUACGAUUGGAACCUGAGUCGCAGCCAAUCCAGCGUGACCUUGCGCUCCUCCAAAUGCAGACGCGUGAUUUUCAGGGAUACAUCCAAAGUCGCAGCACGAUGCUUCAAGCACGCCCCGGUUUCCGUCUAAAUUGGACUGCUCUGGCAAUCGCUCAUCAUUUGUCGGGCGAUUUGGAAGAGGCAGAGAAGGUGUUGACAACGUAUGAAGACACACUCAAGACCCCGCCGCCCCUCACAGAUAUGGAGCACUCGGAGGCUUGCCUGUACAAGAACUCGAUCAUUGCCGAGACGGGGAAUCUGGAACGGGCUCUUGAGCACUUGGAGAAGGUUGGAUAUAGGUGCACCGAUGUUCUCGCUGUCAUGGAAAUGAAGGCGGAUUACCUCCUCCGCUUAGGCCGCAAGUCUGAGGCCGCAGAUGCGUACACUGCUCUCUUGGAUCGAAACCCGGAGAACUCAGUCUACUACAAUGGAUUGGUACAAGCCAAGGAAAUUGCCAGCGAUGACCACAAGGCAUUGAAAUCCCUCUACGACGAAUGGGUGGAGAAGAACCCGCGUGGUGAUGCCGCGCGCCGCAUCCCCUUGGAUUUCCUCGAGGGCGAGGAUUUCAAGGCGGCUGCGGAUGCAUACCUGCAACGCAUGCUCAAGAAGGGUGUCCCUUCCCUCUUUGCCAACAUCAAGCUUCUGUAUACUAACCCCGCCAAGCGUGACGCAGUUCAGGAGCUGGUGGAAGGAUAUGUUUCGUCGCCUCAACAGAACGGCUCAAAUGGGAACAAGGAUGAGUUCUUGGCAUCAUCAUACUAUUUCCUGGCUCAGCACUACAACUACUACCUCAGUCGCGAUCUCACCAAGGCUAUGGAGAAUGUGGACAAGGCCAUCGAAAUUGCACCCAAGGCUGUGGAAUACCAGAUGACAAAGGCUCGGAUCUGGAAGCACCACGGCAAUACCGUGCGCGCUGCGGAAGAGAUGGAGAAGGCGCGCCUUCUCGAUGAGAAGGAUCGAUACAUCAACUCCAAGGCUGCAAAGUACCAGCUCCGAAAUAAUGAGAAUGACAAGGCCUUGGAUAACAUGAGCAAAUUCACUCGCAACGAAACAGUGGGCGGAGCGUUGGGCGAUCUUCACGAGAUGCAAUGCACGUGGUAUCUGACGGAAGAUGGCGAGGCAUAUCUGCGACAAAGGAAGCUCGGCCUAGCAUUGAAGCGAUUCCACGCUGUCUAUAAUAUCUUUGACACGUGGCAGGAAGAUCAAGUCGACUUCCACAGCUUCUCGCUGCGAAAGGGAAUGAUUCGAGCCUACGUUGAUAUGGUGAGGUGGGAGGACCGUCUGCGCGAGCACCCGUUCUACGCUCGCGUGGCCAUCUCUGCCGUGAAGUCUUACCUUCUCCUUCACGACGAGCCCGAUCUCGAGCACGGUCCCAACGGCCUUGGAGUCAAUGGAGAUGUUGUCAUGGACGAGAACGAGCGUAAGAAGGCACUCAAAAAAGCCAAGAAGGAGCAACAGCGUCUUGAGAAGAUUGAGGCCGACAAGCGUGAGGCUCGCAAGGCCGCCGCCGCCAAUGCCAAGAGUGCCGAUGGCGAGGUGAAGAAGGAGGACCCUGAUCCCUUGGGCAACACACUUGUGCAGACAAAGGAUCCAUUGAACGAUGCGAUGAAGUUCCUGACGCCUCUUUUGUCAUUGAAUGCACAGAAUGUGGAGGUGCAAUGCCUUGGAUCCGAGGUUUAUCUCAAGCGAGGCAAGCACCUGCUGGCUUUGAAAUGCCUCUCGGCCGCCCAUGCCCUGGACCCCUCUCAUCCCGCCCUCCACCUCCAGCUGCUCCAAUUCCGCAAGGCUCUUGACAGUCUUUCAGAGCCUCUUCCUUCUCCCAUUGCUGAAGCAGUCGACGCAGGUUUCGAGAAACUGCUUCCCAAAUCCCAGAGCCUUGAGGAAUGGAACGAAACUUACCUGACAGCCAACAAAGACAGUGCCGGACAUGUCCUGGCCGCGCUGUCUGCCCGUCAAGCGCUCAAGCCUGACAGCAAGGAAAAGUGCGACAAGGACGUCGUGGCGCUGUUGGAUUCGCCCAGCAUCACUAUUGAUGAUGCAGUCGCUGCCCUCGAGACAUUGAAGAAAUGGAAGAGUGACCCGUCCGCUUUCCGUCAAAAAGCGAACGCAAAGUGGCCAGAGGCCACUGCCUUUCACGCCGAAUAG